AUGAUAAAUACUUGCGAGAUUUACUUUAAAAACGUGUUUCAUGAUCAUGAAUAGAAAUUCCAAAUUAUAGUUGGCGAUUAAUUCAAGGGUGUAAUAAGAAGUAUCAAGAUCUUAAAGUGGCCAAAAAUGGAUUACCACUUUACAAACAAAUUGAAACUCACAAUGACUGCAAGUUAUAUGAUGAUUUCUUUGGUUGUGAACCAACAAUGCAAUUAGUGUCAACCGAUUGGCCUUUGUUUGCACUGUGAUGAUUCAAGUGGACCAUAGUAUUGUACUGUAUGUAUAGAAGGCUCUGUUCAUAAACCCGAUGUUGGAUGUGUUCUUUGUCAUUCUAGUUGUAAAUCAUGCAGUGGAAGCACAUAUUCAGAUUGCGUGAGUUGCAAUGACGGAUUUCAAAUGUAGAGCGGGUAAUGCGUGGAAAUUUGCGGAGAUGGAGUAAGCUACUACAAUUAAAACUAAUGUGAUGAUGGAAACUAAAUAAAUAACGAUGGAUAGCGAAAAUGGGAAUCUCUAGAUAAAAGCAAAAGUCAAUUAAAACUUGAGAUUGGAUUUAACUUGGACAUUAAACGAUAAAUAAUUCAAAAAUGUCCAAAAAUUAGACUUGAAUUUGAAGUACAUAAAUGA
This is a messenger RNA of Stylonychia lemnae, 624 nucleotides long. The record is from the annotation of a GenBank genome assembly. Lineage: Eukaryota; Ciliophora; Spirotrichea; Sporadotrichida; Oxytrichidae.